This is a messenger RNA of Pogoniulus pusillus (Red-fronted tinkerbird), 6349 nucleotides long. It is a transcript of the gene ACAN, whose product is annotated as aggrecan. Gene Ontology annotation, biological process: skeletal system development; central nervous system development; cell adhesion. The record is from RefSeq and is a predicted model, not a curated record. Gene Ontology annotation, molecular function: hyaluronic acid binding. NCBI's taxonomy places the organism in Eukaryota, Metazoa, Chordata, Aves, Piciformes, Lybiidae. Gene Ontology annotation, cellular component: synapse; perineuronal net.
AUGACCACUUUGCUAUUAGUGUUUGUGUGCUUGCGAGUCAUGGCUGCAGCUGCCCCCCUGGAGCUCUCAGACGGUAGUGAUGGCCUGGAAGUGAAGAUACCUGAGCAGUCUCCCCUGCGUGUUAUCCUGGGAAGCUCCCUGAACAUCCCUUGUUACUUCAACAUCCCGGAGGAGGAGGACAGCAGCGCCCUGCUGACGCCCCGGAUCAAGUGGAGCAAGCUGGCGAACGGGACCGAAGUCGUCCUGCUGGUGGCCACCGGCGGCAAAAUCCGCCUCAACUCGGAGUACAGGGAGGUGAUCUCCUUGCCCAACUACCCUGCCAUCCCCACCGAUGCCAGCCUGGAGAUCAAGGCACUGAGGUCCAACCACACCGGCAUCUAUCGCUGCGAAGUGAUGUAUGGCAUUGAGGACAGGCAAGACACAAUAGAGGUCCUGGUGAAAGGCAUCGUGUUCCACUACAGAGCAAUCUCCACCAGGUACACCUUGAAUUUUGAGAAGGCAAAGCAGGCCUGCAUCCAGAACAGUGCUGUCAUUGCUACUCCGGAGCAGCUGCAAGCUGCCUACGAGGACGGCUACGAGCAGUGUGACGCCGGCUGGCUGGCGGAUCAGACUGUCAGGUACCCCAUCCACUGGCCCCGGGAGCGCUGCUAUGGUGACAAGGAUGAAUUUCCAGGAGUGAGGACCUACGGUGUCCGUGAGCCUGAUGAAACCUAUGACGUUUACUGCUAUGCAGAGCAAAUGCAAGGCAAAGUCUUCUACGCCAGCUCCCCGGAGAAGUUCACCUUCCAGGAGGCUUUGGACAAGUGCCGCAGCCUGGGAGCUCGCUUGGCCACCACGGGGGAGCUGUACCUGGCCUGGAAGGAGGAGGCCAUGGACGUGUGCAGCGCGGGCUGGCUGGCCGACCGCAGCGUGCGCUACCCCAUCUCCCGCGCGCGCCCCAACUGCGGCGGCAACCUGCUGGGGGUCAGGACUGUCUACCUCCACGCCAACCAGACCGGGUACCCCCACCCCGACUCGCGCUACGAUGCCAUCUGCUACAGUGGGGACGAUGUUGGCAGCCUGAUCCCAGGGCAGUUCAUCGACGAGCCAGGAAGUGGGCUGGGCAGUGCCUUCACUGUCCAGACUGUCACCCAGACCGAAGUGGAGCUGCCCCUGUCCCGCAACGCCACGGAGGAGGAGGCUCGCGGCAGCAUCGCCACCCUGGAGCCCAUCGAGAUCACAGCCACAGCCACCCAGCUGUAUGAUGGCUUCACUGUCCUGCCUGACUUCUUUGCCCCAGGGGCCACAGUAGAGACAACUGCCCCAGAGGAGAAUGUGACCAGGGAAGACGCCACAGAGGGCUGGACUGCACCCGCAAUGCUCACCACCAUAGCCUUAGGCACUGCCACUGAAAUGGCAGAGGUGAGCUCGGUGGAAGAUGUCGUGGGGGUGACUGCCACACCAGGACUCGAGCCUGCCUCGACGUCCACAGUGGAGGAUCAGCUGGUUCAAGUGACAGCAGCCCCCGGUGUGGGUCUCCUCCCUGAGCAGCCCAUCUCCCCCACGGGGGUGGUGUUUCACUACCGUGCUGCCAGCAGCAGAUACGCCUUCUCCUUCGUCCAAGCCCAGGAGGCCUGCCUGGAGAACAACGCCGUGAUCGCCACCCCUGAGCAGCUGCAGGCUGCCUACGAGGCUGGCUUCGACCAGUGCGACGCCGGCUGGCUGCGGGACCAGACAGUCAGGUACCCCAUCGUGACCCCCCGAAGCAACUGCCUAGGGGACAAAGAGAACUCCCCUGGCGUGCGCUCCUAUGGCAUGCGCCCUGCCUCCGAGACCUACGACGUCUACUGCUACAUCGACAGGCUCAGGGGAGAAGUGUUCUUCGCCACGCAGCCGGAGCAGUUCACCUUCCCGGAAGCUCAGCGGUACUGUGAGAGCCAAAACGCCACCCUGGCCUCCGUGGGCCACCUGCACGCCGCCUGGAAGCGGGGCCUGGACAGGUGCCACGCCGGCUGGCUGGCGGACGGCAGCCUGCGCUACCCCAUCGUCAGCCCCCGCGCCGCCUGCGGCGGGGACGCGCCCGGCGUCAGGACCAUCUACCGGCACCACAACCAGACUGGCUUCCCCGACCCCCUGUCCCGCCACCACGCCUUCUGCUUCGCAGCUUUGCCACCCUUGGAGGAGGAUGGAGUCACCUCUAUCUCUGAAGAUGUACUGGCAACCCAAGUGAUCCCUGGGGUGGAGGGGGUACCCUCUGGGGAAGAGGUGACUGUGGAGACAGAGUUUGCCACUCAGCCUGAGAAUCAAACAGCCUGGGGGACAGAGAUCUUUCCAACUGAUGUGUCACUCCUCCCAGUGAGCCCAUCUGCCUUUCCUCCAGCUACCUUAACACCAGAGGAAACAAGCACCAAUGCUUCCACCAGCGAAGUGCCAGGGCAGGUGACUGAACCUGGAGCACAUCAGGCCAGUGGUGAAUCCUCAGCGUCUGGCUGGGGAUCUGGAGUCCCAGAUGCAAGUGGAGAGCCAACUUCUGGAGGCUUUGGGCACAGUGGAGAGCACUCUGGGGCUGGAGAAAGUGGAUUACCAUCGGUAGACCUGCACACCAGUGGCUUCCUGCCUGGAGAAAGUGGGCUGCCCUCGGGGGAUCUGAGUGGGGUCCCUUCUGGCAUCACUGAGAUCAGUGGCUUGCCCUCUGCAGGGGAGGACGUGUUGGUGUCUGCUUCCAGGAUGCCGGAAAUCAGUGGGAUGCCAUCUGGAGUGGAAAGCAGUGGGCAGCCUUUUGGAUCUGGUGGGGAAGUCUCUGGCACCGAGCUAGCCAGCGGCCUGGCACCUGGAGGGGAGAGUGGCCUCAGCUCUGGCUUCCCAACCGUCUCUCUGGUGGACACCACCUUGGUGGAGGUUGUAACAACGGCGCCGGCACGGCGAGAGGAGGGAAGAGGAUCCAUCGGGGUCAGCGGAGAGGGAGAUCUGUCAGGGCUCCCACCCACGGAAUGGGACACCAGUGGUGGGGCCCAAGGGCUGCCCUCAGGAGCUGAGCUCAGCGGGGAGCCCUCUGGGGUGCCCGAGCUCAGCGGGGAGCCCUCUGGAGGGUCUGAGCUCAGUGGGUUGCCCUCAGGACUGGAUGCCAGUGGAGAACCAUCUGGAACACAUGAGAUCAGUGGCCAGACAGACCUCAGUGGCCUGACAGACCUCAGUGGCCUCACUUCUGGCACCAGUGGAAGCGGCGAGGCCUCGGGCAUCACCUUCCUAGACACCAGUUUGGUGGAAGUGGCAACGACUCCCCCAGGGACCAGGGCAGAAGCUAAAGAGAUUGUGGAGAUCAGCGGAUUUCCUCCAGGAGGUGAAGAUGUGUCAGGAGUGGCAGCUGGGAGCUCAGACAGCAGUGGUGAAGCUUCUGGGCACCCAGACUUUGGCGGGAGUGCUUCCGGAGCGCUGGAGCUGAGCGGGCACCCGAGCACAGUGACUGACAGCAGUGGAGGAGCCUCUGGAGCCGAUGCCACCAGUGGCCUACUGUCUGGAGAGGGAAGUGGGCUCACCUCUGGCUUUCCCACCAUCUCUCUUGUGGAUACCACUUUGGUGGAAGUUGUAACCCAGAUCUCAGUUGCACAGGAGGUGGGAGAAGGACCCUCUGGGAUGAUUGAAAUCAGUGGGUUUCCUUCUGGAGACAGAGGACUAUCUGGAGAAGGGUCUGGAGCUGUAGAGACCAGUGGGUUUCCUGCAGGGACAGGGGACUUCAGUGGAGAGCCAUCUGGCAUCCCAUACAUCAGUGGAGACUUUUCUGGAGGUGUGGAUCUAAGUGGGCAGUCUUCAUCAGCGACUGACACCAGUGGGGAGAUGUCAGGGUUUCCAGAAGUCACCUUAGUCACUUCUGACUUGGUAGAAGUUAUGACAAGGCCAACAGUGUCCCAGGAGCUGGGGGGGGAAACGGCUGUCACCUUUCCCACCAGCUUUGAGCCAAGUGGAGAGGCCUCUGCCUCUGGUGAGCCGAGCGGGGAGACAUCUGCACUGCCAGAAAGUGGUGCAGAGACAUCAUCAGCUUACGAAACCAGUGGGGAAACAUCUGCCUUUCCUGAAGCUGGCACAGAGACAUCCACGGGUCAAGAAAUCAGUGGGGAAGGGGCUGUGCUUCCUGAAAGUGGUGUAGAAGCCUCCACAAACCAGGAAAUCAGUGGGGAAACUUCUGCAUUCCCUGAGGUGAGCACAGAAACAUCCACGGGGCAAGAAAUCAGUGGGGAAACCUCUGCAUUCCCUGAGGUGAGCAUGGAGACCUCCUCGGGGCAAGAAAUCAGUGGGGAAACCUCUGCAUUCCCUGAGGUGAGCACAGAAACCUCCUCGGGGCAAGAAGCCAGGGUGCGUGAAACCAGUGGAGAGAGCUCUGCCUUCCCUGAAAUCAUCAUAGAGACUUCCACAGUCCAGGAAAUCAGUGGGGAGAGCUCUGCCUUUCCCCACAUCAGCAUUGAAACAUCCACAGUGCCUGAAAGCAGUGGAGAGAGCUCUGCCUUCCCUGAGAUCAGCAUAGAAACUUCCACAGUCCAAGAUAUCAGUGGGGAGAGCUCUGCCUUCCCUGAGAUCAGCAUAGAAACUUCCACAGUCCAGGAAAUCAGUGGGGAGAGCUCUGUCUUCCCUGAAAUCAGGAUAGAAACAUCGACAAGCCAGGAAGCCAGGGGUGAAACGUUUGGCUACCCUGAAAUCAGCAUUGAAACAUCCAGGGUGCAGGAAAGCAGUGGGGAGAGCUCUGCCUUCCCUGAGAUCAGCAUAGAAACUUCCACAGCCCAGGAAAUCAGUGGGGAGAGCUCUGUCUUCCCUGAAAUCAGGAUAGAAACAUCGACAAGCCAGGAAGCCAGGGGUGAAACGUUUGGCUACCCUGAAAUCGGCAUUGACACAUCCAGGGUGCAGGAAAGCAGCGGGGAGAGCUCUGCCUUCCCUGAGAUUAGAAUAGAAACCUCCACGAGUCAGGAAGCCCGAGGUGAACCAUCUGCCUACCCCCAGAUCAGCACAGAAACAUCCACAGGUCAAGAAGUCAGUGGGGAAAGCUCUGCCUUUCCUGAGAUCAGGAUAGAAACCUCCACGAGUCAAGAAGCCAGGGGUGAAACCUCUGCGUUCCCCGAGACCAGCCCAGCAGCGGCCGCAGCGCACGGAACCAGCGCAGAAGCCUCUGCACUGCCUGUUGCUACCCCGGAGGCGGCUGCCACAUCCCUGGCCGCUGGGCAGCCCUCUGCUGCCGCUGCUGCCGCUGCUGCUGAGAAGGUGACAGCUGGAGCUGUGACACUCUCGGUCGCAGGCAUCUCGGAGGAAACCUCUGUCCCAGACACUGUAAUUAGCAGCAGCAGUGCAGAUGCUGAACCAACGCAGUCACCCAGGAGCCCUGAAGGGGCUCAGCUGGACACGGAGCCCUCCCCUCCCGCGGUGUCAGGACAGGAGACAGAGACUGCUGCUGCCCAAGACACCCCCCACCUGCUGGCCACCGCUACUGCCGGCCUGCCUCAAGCCUCGCAAGAAGCCAUAGAUGCUUUAGGACCCACUGCACAAGCCACUGCUGAGUGCCACCCAGGUCCCUGUCUGAACGCAGACUGCGCGGACGGCAGCGCCGAUGGCCCCUCCCAGCGCUUGUGCCCUCCCAGCUGCGGAGGGGACCUGUGUCAGACGGACCUGCAAAACUGUGAGGAAGGUUGGAUCAAGUUCCAGGGCCACUGCUACAGGCACUUUGAAGAGAGGGAGACUUGGACGGAUGCAGAGAACAGAUGUCGACAGCACCAGGCCCACCUCAGCAGCAUCAUCACCCCAGAGGAGCAAGAAUUUGUGAACAGUCAUGCCCAGGACUAUCAGUGGAUCGGCCUCAGUGACAGAGCUGUGGAGAACGACUUCCGCUGGUCCGAUGGGCACUCCCUGCAAUUUGAGAACUGGAGGCCCAACCAGCCUGACAACUUCUUUGCGGCGGGCGAGGACUGCGUGGUGAUGAUCUGGCACGAGCGGGGCGAGUGGAACGAUGUCCCCUGCAACUAUCACCUCCCUUUCACCUGCAAGAAAGGAACAGUGGCCUGUGGGGAGCCCCCCGUGGUGGAGAACGCCAAGCCCUUUGGCCAGAGGAAGGACCGCUACGAAAUAAACUCCAUGGUGCGGUACCAGUGCGACCAAGGCUACCUCCAGCGCCACCUGCCCACCAUCCGCUGCCAGCCCAGCGGGCAGUGGGAGCAGCCGCGGAUAUCCUGCACGAACCCCUCCAGCUACCAGCGCAGGCUAUACAAGAGGAGCCCCAGGAGCCGGUCGAGACCCAGCGGCAGAGCCACGCACACACCCACCCAUUAGAGAGGGGCCGGAGCCACCCAGGGGUAGAAGCGAGCAAGAGAGAUUGAACGGAACACUUCUAUUA